AUGUCUCUCUUUAGAUCGCUACAACAUCAGCCGCGCGUCAUAACGCUAUUCACGCACGAUGUCGCUAGCAAGCCCAGUGUGCUUAUCAUGCAGCAAUUGCGAGGCGACCAGUCGGACAAAUUCAACAUCGAGGUGCACACCAAGUUCCCCACACUGGACCAGCUGCAAUACAUGCAGGGGAUCAACAGUGCGGCACUGCAGGCCCAAGUGGCUACCCUCUCCGAACUCAUGCGCAGAGACAGCUCGUACGAAACUUUCGGCAAAGACCUGAAAGAAUGCGCCAAGUCCGGCAUCUGGAACCCGCGGACUUCGCUAUGGGUGGACUGGGAGAAAAAACGAAUGGGCAAUGACGCUAGCAGCGUCAAGGCGUUACUCGAAAAGCUAUAG
Molecule: messenger RNA, 387 nt
Organism: Lachancea thermotolerans CBS 6340
Lineage: Eukaryota; Fungi; Ascomycota; Saccharomycetes; Saccharomycetales; Saccharomycetaceae
Gene: FMP46
Product: putative redox protein
Exons: 1
Coding region: 1-387 (128 amino acids)
Cellular component (GO): mitochondrion
Molecular function (GO): oxidoreductase activity
Source: RefSeq, a predicted model, not a curated record